Molecule: messenger RNA, 1116 nt
Organism: Danio rerio (zebrafish)
Lineage: Eukaryota; Metazoa; Chordata; Actinopteri; Cypriniformes; Danionidae
Source: RefSeq, a predicted model, not a curated record
AUGGCGUUUAUUAAAGAGGAGAGUGAAGAUGUGAAGAUUGAAGAAACAAUCACAGUCAAACAGGAAGAUCUGCAGGAACAAACAGACCUGAUUGAAGAGAAUGAGGGCAGUAAAGAGGAGGAACAUCAUGUUAAAAUUGAGGAAAAAACUCAUUUACAGACUGAUGGUAUUUUGAAAAGGGGAGACAAAAAUAGUUUCACCUGCACUCAGUGUGGAAAGAGUUAUGGAAGUAAAGGCUAUCUUAAGAUUCACAUGAGGAUCCACACUGGAGAGAAACUAUUCACAUGCCCUCAGUGUGGGAAGAGUUUUGGAAGAAAAAGGGAACUUAAGAUUCACAGGAGGAUCCACACUGGAGAGAAACCAUACACAUGCACUCGGUGUGGAAAGUGUUUUAGCCAAUCAUCAAAUUUAAAUCAACACAUGAGGAUCCACACUGGAGAGAAACCAUUCACAUGCACUCAGUGUGGAAAGAGUUUCAGCCGAUCAUCACACCUUAAUGAACACAUGAUGAUUCAUACCGGAGAGAAACCAUUCACAUGCACUCAGUGUGGGAAGAGUUUUGGAAGAAAUUUCGAUCUUAAGAUUCACAUGAUGAUCCACACUGGAGAGAACCCAUUCAGAUGCACGCAUUGUGCGAAGAGUUUUAGCCAAUCAUCAUCCCUUAAUCAACACAAGAAGAUCCACACUAGAGAGAAACCCUUUACUUGCACCCAGUGUGGAAAAACCUUUAACUACUCAUCACACCUUUAUGAACACAUGCGGAUCCACACUGGAGAGAAACCAUUUACAUGCACUCAGUGUGGGAAGAAUUUCAACCAAUCAUCAAACCUUAAUCGACACAUGAGGAUCCACACUAGAGAGAAACCAUUCACAUGCACUCAGUGUGGGAAGAGUUUCAUCUGCUCAUCAUCCCUUAAUCUACACAUUAUGAGCCACACUGGAGAGAAACUUGCACUUAAGCAGCGGUCACAAUGGACUUUUUUCCCCAUGGAUUUCCAUUCAUACGCACGGGAAUGUGUCAGACCGGAAACCACGUUUGUGUGUCAAGUUUCGCAGUUCACUGCAUUGCAAAGUUCAAGCUUGGUGAACUCUGACCUGCAAAAUCGCAUCACUUGA